AAUUUUUUUUCAGAGAUGGAUAAACGUAUAACUUUCGGAAUUCUUACAGUUAGCGAUUCCUGCUCCAACGGAACAAGCAAAGACCUCUCAGGACCGGGCUUAUGUCAAGAAGUCGAACAGUGCUUCAUAAAUUCCAAGAUCCUAUUUCAGGAUGUCAUACCAGACGAUCAGAAACAAAUUGAAGAAACACUUCUCUCUUGGUCUUUAAAAGGAUGCAACGUAAUCUUGACCACCGGCGGUACAGGAUGUUCGCCAAGAGAUGUUACACCGGAAGCUACCAGAGCGGUUAUCGAUAAAGAACUACCCGGUAUGUCCCAGGUGAUGAUGAAUAAAAGUUACUCAGUAACAGAAAUGGCGAUGCUAUCAAGGGCUGUCUGUGGGAUAAAAAUGAAGACGUUAAUUAUCAAUCUGCCAGGAAGUUCUAAGGGAUAAGUAUGUUUCCAAUUUGUUUUGAACGCCAUUUCUCACGCCGUCGCUCUGAUCAACGACGACAUCGAAAGUGUUGUUACGACUCACAGGUAUAUCACAGCAGGAGAUGUUGGAGGCUUUGGCGAGCCCAGCAAGGUAAAAGUAGGCAGAGCAGCUUGCAGAGACAGGGAAUCCCCGUACGUGAUGAAGAAGGUGGUCGAAGCAUUAGAGAUUAUUUUUCAUGAGUGUGGACGGACCACCGAUUCAGAGGUGAUUCGUAUUGAGAACUCCUUGAAUAGGGUUCUGGCUGAAGAUAUUCACGCAAAGGAUCCCGUCCCUCCUUUCAGAGCUUCCAUGAAGGAUGGAUAUGCCGUGCGAGCAAAAGCUGGAUCUGUCCCAAGGAAAGUACGGGCAUGCAUCGUAGCUGGUGACAAGCCCGAAAAUAAAUCUUUGAAUUAUGAUGAGGCAAUCAGAGUGAGUACUGGAGCUCCUUUACCGGAUGGUACUGAUGCUGUUGUUCAAGUUGAGGAUACCCAAAUUAUUGAGGUAACUGCCGAUGGUAACGAAGAAGCGAAAAUUAAUAUUCUAGUUACGCCAUCGGUUGGACAGGAUAUCAGAGAAGUUGGAAGCGAUAUUGCUGCGAAUUCGAAAGUCUUGAAUCAAAUGGAUGUCAUCUCAGCAGGACAUAUUGGAGUGUUAGCCACAGUUGGCCACUCUAAGGUGAAGGUGUUCAGGCGUAGCUCCAUUGGCGUUUUAUCGACUGGAAAUGAGUUGAUUUCUCACAAGGACACCGUAGCACCUGGUCAGAUUCGAGACAGUAAUAAACUAGCGAUCAUAAAUUUGCUGCAGCAACAUUCCUACGAAGCAUUUGAUUGUGGCAUAGCAAGAGACGAUCCUAACUCAGUGAAAGCCGCGCUGUAUAAGGCUUUUUCUCGCAAUGAUAUUUUGAUUACGACAGGGGGAGUUUCCAUGGGUGAAUUUGACUUAAUCAAGAAAGUGCUGGUAGCUGAUUUCAGCGCCCUAAUUCACUUCGGCAGAGUGGACAUGAAACCAGGGUAAGUUUGACGAAUAAUCAAUUU
Coccinella septempunctata (seven-spotted ladybird) is the source of this 1487-nucleotide messenger RNA. RefSeq names its product gephyrin-like. Gene Ontology annotation, molecular function: molybdopterin molybdotransferase activity. Lineage: Eukaryota; Metazoa; Arthropoda; Insecta; Coleoptera; Coccinellidae. Gene Ontology annotation, biological process: molybdenum incorporation into molybdenum-molybdopterin complex; gamma-aminobutyric acid receptor clustering; establishment of synaptic specificity at neuromuscular junction. The record is from RefSeq and is a predicted model, not a curated record. Gene Ontology annotation, cellular component: dendrite; postsynaptic specialization; cytoplasm.